AUGCAAAAUCUUCCUCUUCUUCCCGGAUAUAACUUUAAUGAUCCAACGAAAAAUCGAUACCAUCGAUGUCAAACUCUGGGAUAUCGCAAUGGGUUCGCCAUUCCGAAACAGCCCCGUUUCAAAAUUGGCGGCGAAACAUUGCUUGAUUACAAUGUCUUGAAUGAAAGUGAACUAGAUCUUUUGAUGAAUUACAAUCCUGUGCUGACCUAUGGACAGGCCAAAGAAUGCCCUCCUUCUGCUUUUCAGCCUUCGUUUGUUGAACUGGACAAAAAGGUUUUAGGUUUCAAAUGCUGGUUCAAGGAGACGAUAUACGAAUGUCCAACUGAAUCAUACAGAGUACGUUUCUUAAAUUUGUAUUACUAUUUGGAAGAUGACAGCAUUUCUGUGGAGGAAGAAAAAUCUGUCAACAGCGGCUUUCCUCAAGGCACAUUCAUAAGCAGGCGUCAGAUACCGAAGAAUGAUGCUGGCGGGAUUUGGACGUGGAAUGAUUUGAACGUUGGCACCAACGUCAACCUCUUUGGAAAGGUCAUGCAUAUUUACGAUUACAACGCUUCAACAAGGGACUGGUUAGAAAGCCAGGGAAUAGAAGUAAGAUGUCCCGAAUGUCCGCCAAAAGAUCCGUAUACGGAGAUGAGGAGGUGCUUGGAGAUGAGGCCCGCUGAUCCGGACCCUUGCAUAGCCAAGGAGUGCAUCAAGUUGUGCAAGUUUCUCAAAAAUGACCGGAAAGUUUUGAGAUUUUACGGCAUUUGGGACGAUAAUGAUCAGUUCCACAAGCACCUGAGAACCGUUGUCCUGCAGUUCUACCUGAGCGAUGACACAAUGGACGUGAAGGAGAUCCAUCAUCAAAAUGACGGCAGGGACCUCUUCCCAUUCAUCGUCAGCAGGCACAAAAUCCCAAAGGAUCGAUCCGACGUUCAUCCGGAUUUUAACUGGGGCACUCUUGAACUCUCUGAAAUGGAAGUUAAAGAAUAUUUCAGUCCCAAAGAUUUUGGGAUCGGGAAAACAGUGCAAGUGUACAAUAGACCGAUUCUGCUUUACAACUGCGACGACUUCACCAAAGCUUAUUAUUGGAAAAAUUUCGGGAUCACUGACUUCACUCCGGCGGAUAUCAGCGUUCGGUAUCCAACUCUGAGGACCAAAGACAUACCGCCAUGGAACUUGCACGGAACUCUAGAUGAUUCCAUGCAAAAUGUCUACUCCAUCCCAAACGCGCCAAAAAAGGAUUACGGCAAGAUGCUGAACUACCAGGGCGUUGUUCUUCGCUACCUUAUGACUCUGCAUAACCCUACUCCGAUAGAAAGUUGCAGACGUUUCGUCCUAUCGUACAGUCUUUCGGGGGAUUUGGUGAACGUGUACGAAACUGAGCAGCCAAAUUCCGGAUUCAUUGGCGGCACGUUCCUGGCUCGCUCCAGAAUACGUAAACCUUCGUCUAGUGUUGAUGAGCCAGAAUUCUAUGGACCCAACGAUUUCAAGAUAGGCUCCGUCAUAGAGAUAUAUUCGAGGAAGUUCCGGAUCAUUGACGCCGACAAAUACGUUCUCAAGUUCAUGACGGAGUAUCCGGAUCAAUUUGAUCGUAAGUGGUGA
Messenger RNA from Helobdella robusta, 1584 nucleotides. RefSeq lists its product as hypothetical. The record is from RefSeq and is a predicted model, not a curated record. Lineage: Eukaryota; Metazoa; Annelida; Clitellata; Rhynchobdellida; Glossiphoniidae. Bases 1 to 1584 code for a protein of 527 amino acids. Gene Ontology annotation, cellular component: mitotic spindle; axoneme. The transcript is spliced from 10 exons. Gene Ontology annotation, molecular function: alpha-tubulin binding. Gene Ontology annotation, biological process: mitotic spindle organization; cilium-dependent cell motility; mitotic cytokinesis.